AUGGGUGAGAGGAAGAAAACCAUAACGACCAACUGGAAGUUUGAGAAUAGCUACCAGCACCACGUCCGAGCUCGCGUGGGUGAAAUGAUGCUGUUCACCGUGCUCUGUGGCUUGGCGUCCCUCGUUGCCGCUUUUACAAUUGCCGCAGGCAGAUACAGCGUACGCAGAAGCCGAAGCAAUGUUAUAGCGUCUCUGAACCAGCAGCAUGUUGUAAUAAUCACCGGAUGCGACUCCGGUCUUGGCUUCAAUCUGGCGCGCACGUGCUUGCAGGCCAACAUGACGGUGAUUGCGACAUUCCUCAACGUAAAUUCGGAGGGCCGUAGGAAGCUGACGGAAAUGGCCGCUAUGGGGGGUCGCCUCAUUCCACUUAUGCUUGACUUAAAGCAUCAAUUCAGCAUCUGGGAUGCACACGAUGCCGUGCAAAACCUGUUCGAAACAGAGCUCCGCGAUUGUCGACUGUACGCGAUUGUGAACAACAGCGGUGUGUUGUGUAUCGGCGAAGCAGAGAGGCAGUUGCCUGCCAUUACCAUAAGACAGGUGUCGAUGAAUCUGAGUGGUCUGCUGCAGUUUACUAUACCGCUGUUGGAUAUACUACGACAGGACCGCGGCCGGCUGGUACUCGUCACCAGUCAUUGCGGUCAGCAACCGCUUCCCGGAUUGAGCGUUUACUCAGCCAUAAACGCAGCCCUACACGCCUGGUGUACCGCUGUGAGACUCGAACUGGCACCCCAUCAUACGCCGGUGGUCGAGCUUGUGCCCGGCUCGUUCCUGUUUCACUCGGACAUCUGUUCCGGACAAGCGCAACUUUUCGACUUAAUGUGGUCCUUCAUGAAGCCCGAGCAACAGCUUUAUUAUGGGACCUAUUUCCAGCGUUACCGCGAUUACUCGGUGACACUGUUUAGACGCCGCCCGAUCGAACCGUUUCCGGCUCCACUGCUGGAAUGCGUUCAUGGCGCGCUGUUCGAUAAGCAUCCGAAGGCGAUCUACAAAUGCCAAUCGUGGCGCUACUGGGCAUACUACACCGCACUCGCUUUCACACCGCGCAUUGUGCGCGACAAACUAAUUCGCCGUUUUCUAGCUAUGCCUGAGUACAGUGCGGACAACUAA
Molecule: messenger RNA, 1107 nt
Organism: Anopheles cruzii
Lineage: Eukaryota; Metazoa; Arthropoda; Insecta; Diptera; Culicidae
Product: 11-beta-hydroxysteroid dehydrogenase type 2-like
Exons: 4
Coding region: 1-1107 (368 amino acids)
Source: RefSeq, a predicted model, not a curated record